Molecule: messenger RNA, 1197 nt
Organism: Ixodes scapularis (black-legged tick)
Lineage: Eukaryota; Metazoa; Arthropoda; Arachnida; Ixodida; Ixodidae
Product: nose resistant to fluoxetine protein 6
Exons: 5
Coding region: 1-1197 (398 amino acids)
Molecular function (GO): acyltransferase activity, transferring groups other than amino-acyl groups
Source: RefSeq, a predicted model, not a curated record
AUGGCUCUUCUUGGAUUUGUCUACCUGAUACCUCUAGUCGCUACGGGCCCGCUGCUGAACGACAUGUGGUUCCUGAAGGAACAACCCUGUGAUGUACACUGGUGGAGGAUCCCCACCAUGACCCACAAUUACAUGACCGAUCUGUCAAAUAUGUGCUUGCCGCAUUUCUGGUACGUUUCCGCGGACUUUCAACUGGCCAUCGUCACAACAGUAAUUCUCGUGGUGAUCGUGUCAAGGUUUCCGAAACUGGGUAUUGCCAUCAUGGUGGCGAUUGUUUUCUCAACCUCCCUCGCCCUGGGAUUAGUCACCCACUUCUACAACUACAUGCCUUUGUCUCUGGUCAUUUCAACAGAUAUUCGGUCGGUUAUUGAUACGAACAUCUACAUUUACGGCAAGGCCUUCACCUACGCUUCAGGGCUUUUCACUGCAAUCAUCUUCGGCUACCUGGCCGCUAAACCGCACCGGCUGUCCAUCAAGGCGCAGGCGUUCUGGUGGACGGUGGCGGUGGUGUUCGCCUGCUCGUCUCUCUUCGGCGCUUACUCCUGGAACCGGGGACGCGAACCCCAGCGCCUCGAGUCCGACGUCUACGCCGCCCUUCACAGGUUCGCCUGGGGCUUCGCCGUCUCCUGGGUCAUGUACGCAUGCGCGACGGGUCGCGGUGGGCCCGUCAACAAGAUCCUCUCCAACCCGAUCUUCUACCCGCUGGGACGGCUCUCGUUCGCCGUGUACCUCGUGCACGUCUUUGUCUUCGGAGUCAACGCCAUCCUUCGCCGGGAGCGGAGGUCUCACCAGCCCUUCCUCGAGGGACAAGAGCACAUAGGGGUAACAAUCACGGCUUACGCACUCGCCACCAUCCCCUACCUCUGCAUCGAGUGUCCAAUCGCCGUCCUCGAUAACCUGGUGUUCGGAUGGGCAAAAGAAGGCGAGCCCCAAGCUUCUGCUGAAACCACCAAGCAAAACAAAGCACACGAGAUGGAAGGAUUUCAAUGUGCUGCAGCCAGCAAAAGCUCCCAGCCCCACGGCGUUCACCGGACAAAUAGCAAGGACAAGAGUCCUACCCGAGGGGCAAAUCACGGUGACGGUCCAUACGACGGAGAAUACAAGAGCACGAAUGCGCACGAAAACGGUGCCCACGAAAGUGACAUUGACGUGAAAACUACGAACAAUGUUGAGUCUAGUGUAGUAGUACGGUUCUGA